This is a messenger RNA of Musa acuminata AAA Group (dessert banana), 1342 nucleotides long. RefSeq lists its product as uncharacterized. The transcript is spliced from 5 exons. The coding region runs from base 317 to 1096 and encodes 259 amino acids. Gene Ontology annotation, biological process: mRNA splicing, via spliceosome. Lineage: Eukaryota; Viridiplantae; Streptophyta; Magnoliopsida; Zingiberales; Musaceae. The record is from RefSeq and is a predicted model, not a curated record.
UGGCCCUCUCUCUCUCUCUCCAUAUUUGGCGUCCUCUUCUCUUUCCGCUGUCUUCAUCCGAAGAAUCUGCGUCUUCUUCUCUGUUCUCCCACCCCAAACAAGCCUACCAAUCCCUAAAGAAUACGCCCACACCUAUCCCUAGUCGAAGGCUUGCCCCUCCUUCCCUUCUUCCCCUGACCACACUCAUCAUCAUUGUCCUCCUCAUCGUCCGAAAUGGUUCCCUCCACGAGAGAGACGGCAUAGGAGAUACAGUACCUGCCAUCUUUCUGUCGCCCUCGACGACAAGGAGGAGAGCUAGGCGAGACCGGGGUGGUGGAUGGUGUGGAUGCCAAGCGACGUCGCGUGCUGCAUGGGGCUGCCGCGGUCCCUGUCGCAGUCCACAGGUUCCCCUCUCAUCCCUGACGCCGGCGCCACCGUCGCCGCCGCCGCCGGCUCUUUCCCAUCAGCGGAUGGCGAUCUCAGCAUCCGCGUCUCCCCCCGCGGCCACAGACGCCACAACAGCUUCUCCUAUUUCCGCCUCCCCACCGACCCGCUCCUCCGCCUCUCCGUCCUCAAGUUGGACGGCUCCUCCUUCGAUGUGCAAAUCGCGAAGACCGCAUGCGUGGGGGAGCUAAAGGAAGCCAUCGAGGAACUCUUCAGUCAGCCUUCCAAAGACGGGAGUUGCAUCAUAUCUUGGUCUCAUGUAUGGGGUCACUUCUGCUUAAGUUACAACGAAUACACAUUGACGAAUGAUAAGGCUUGUCUGAGAAAUUUCGGAAUCAAAGAUGGAGAUCAGCUUCAUUUUAUUAGACAUCUUUCUCUCAACCACGGGCCAAGCGAAGGAAGUUUGAAAAAUCAUGGGACUGAUUCAAUACAACAGAGAAAGUCAUUGACAGGGUCAAAAGUUCAUAAUGAAGUUGCAGUGAAAGACAAGAACAAGGAUCAUGAGGGAGUUGCUUCUAGUCAAUUUGUAGACGAACAAAAUGAUGAUGAUGAUGAUGAUGAUGAUGACCAGAUUGGACGGAUGGAAUUCAAGUUGCGUCGUCUAUUUCGUGGAUUAUUUCCCUAUGCCAAACUUGGGACAUCUCAGGAUGAUGAGUAUUCCAAAGCUAGCUGAAUCACCCAAAGUCGAGCACAGAUGACAUGAAACUAUUCCAGUAAAUUCUCAAUGGAAAUAAUUUUGAUGUGGGUAUCUUCCUGACCAGUUGCCGACCUUUGGUUUUUGCAACUCCCAAGGAUUUUUGGUUUUCGUAGUUAAGAUGAUACAUUCUUAAACAUAGUGAUAUUUGAUGACGUGUUAGUAUAAUUUGGUUCACUUAUCUUGUAACUUGUUUCAGAUAUGGGGAAACAUAUCUUUCGAUCA